GAACCAAAUUAAAUGAAGGUUUGAAAACCAAAUUAAAAUUAGUGUUAUCCACUCCCUCCCACCACUCGCACCCAUCGCCCUAAAUCAUCUGCGCACAGCAUAAGAUAAUAGAGAAAACUGCACUUCCCUAACAAUGGCGACGCUAACAGCUGCACUAGGUCCAGUAAUGGCAGGCAUGGCCGUGGCGAAAUCCCAAAACUUGAACAGAAUUUCAUUCAGGAGCUCAGAAUCGUACCAGGAAAUUGGCUCGCUCGCGUCCCAGUUUAGUGGCGUCAAAAUCUCGACAACCCACUUUCUUAAAAUCUCCCCUGUUCCGUUUUCUGCGCCACUCAGGUCCCUACGGACUGUUGCUAGUAGGGUUUGCCCUUUCACUGGUAAGAAAUCAAACAAGGCAAACCAGGUUUCUCAUUCAAACCACAAGACGAUUAAAAGACAGUUUGUGAACCUGCAGUACAAGAGAAUGUGGUGGGAAGCCGGUAAACGCUAUGUGAAGCUUCGAUUGUCAACCAAAGCUAUAAAGACCAUUGAAAAGAAUGGACUUGACGCAAUGGCUAAGAAGGCUGGAAUUGAUCUCAGUAAAAAGUAAUUCUGGUCGUGAAUUAUUCUCCUAUCAGUGGAGAACAGGGGAAAACGGCAGAAAAAAAGAAAAGAAAAAAAAAAUCGAUGAUUUUGGUUUUCCACAAGUUCUUCUGUUCAUUUUUAUGCUUGGAUCUUCUCUAUCCUUUGUACGAGAAAUUCUACUGCUUGUUUUGUUCUUUGUACAAUCUAUUAGUAGUUGCAUGGAUGUUUUUCCCAUUUUGAGCCCCUCAAGAAAUAUGUUCUUUCAUUAAAGCCUCAAAUAAUUUCAAACGAUUUCCCCAGAAAUUUAGCUAAAUCUGCA
This is a messenger RNA of Striga asiatica, 880 nucleotides long. The record is from the annotation of a GenBank genome assembly. Lineage: Eukaryota; Viridiplantae; Streptophyta; Magnoliopsida; Lamiales; Orobanchaceae.